Molecule: messenger RNA, 5949 nt
Organism: Biomphalaria glabrata
Lineage: Eukaryota; Metazoa; Mollusca; Gastropoda; Planorbidae
Product: terminal nucleotidyltransferase 4A-like
Exons: 11
Coding region: 133-2406 (757 amino acids)
Biological process (GO): RNA 3'-end processing
Cellular component (GO): TRAMP complex; nucleolus
Molecular function (GO): mRNA binding; poly(A) RNA polymerase activity
Source: RefSeq, a predicted model, not a curated record
GUAAAGUCAACUUCUUAACUUCCUACCUAGUUUAGUAGCAUCCCUGGACUUUUCAAGUGUGGUUGUGACGUGAAUUUAUACUGUUACUGCUGAGUGUGAAAGUUUUUUUUUGUGUGUGUAUAGUUCAUUUUUAUGGAUCCAAGGAUUGCUUGGUAUCCACCCGAACAAUUAGGAUAUGCUCAUGAUCUAUGGACGCGAAUUUGGGAAACACAAUACUGCUUAGACAACAUGAUUCUGGGAUCAACAUCAGACCAAAGACCUCAGGAUUUUAUUCCACUGGACGGAAGGACGGACACGAAUAGUUUACAGAAUAAUCAGUUGUUGCAACAGAAACGAAAAAGGAGUGAUAAUCGAGCAUGUACAUACGGUUUAAACUUUUCAGUGAGUAAAAGAAUUUUGAAAGAAGAUCAACUUACUCCAUGGAGACAGCCAAAUAAAAAAUAUGGAAGCAGUGUGUUUGGAUUGCAUGAGGAAAUUAAAGACUUUUACACACACAUGUCCCCUCAACCAGAAGAAGCUAAAAUGAGGAAUGCUGUUGUAGACCGUCUCAGAUCUGUGAUAGAAGACCUUUGGCCUAGUGCUAGGGUUGAAAUAUUUGGCAGCUUUAGAACAGGACUUUAUCUCCCAACCAGUGACAUUGACUUAGUUGUGUUUGGAAAAUGGGAUUCUCAACCACUGUUUACUUUACAAAAUGCUUUACUCAAAAAGAAAUUAGCUGAGCCAUCAUCAAUCAAAGUUUUAGACAAAGCCUCUGUUCCCAUUGUUAAACUGACUGAUUCUGAAAGUGAGGUGAAAGUAGAUGUAAGUUUUAACAUGGACAAUAAUCAGAACUAUGGGGUAGAAAGUGCCCAACUUAUUCAGAAAUACAUGGAAGAAUAUGAUUGCUUAAAAUACUUAGUCCUAGUACUGAAACAGUUUUUACUUCAGAGAGACCUGAAUGAAGUUUUUAGUGGAGGCAUAUCUUCCUACAGUCUUACAUUGUUGGUGAUAAGUUUCUUACAGCUUCACCCAAGAGCUCAAGCUACCAAAUCAGAUGCAAACCUAGGCAUUUUAUUGAUUGAAUUUUUUGAACUUUAUGGGAGAAACUUCAAUUAUCUAAAGACUGCUAUCCGUAUCAAGAGUGGAGGAGCUUAUCUGCCAAAAGAGGAAGUUUCUAAAGAAAUGGAAAAUGGUUAUCGCCCUUCUAUACUGUGUAUUGAAGAUCCUCUUAAAGCUGGGAAUGAUAUAGGACGAAGUUCUUAUGGAGCUAUUACAGUUAAAAAUGCCUUUGAGUAUGCAUAUCUUGUUUUGAACCAUGCUGUAGCUCCUCACAAUCUGCAUCUUCAUAAACAUAAUGAAAGUAUUUUGGGAAGGAUAAUAAGAGUCACAGAUGAAGUUGUUGAAUAUCGACAGUGGGUGAAGGAAAAGUUUAGAAUAAUGAGAGAUAACUUAGUCAGUCUGGCAGCAGAACCUGCCCCUAAUACUCUUCCAUCUCCUUCUCCUCCACCCAUCAAAACUGCUACAAAAAAAAUAAGCACUAAACAGCGGCCCCAGCAGCAAAGUACUGAAGUAUCAUAUGCUGCUGUUGCCUCCCGCAAAGCUGAAAACUCUAGGGGUGCAUCCAGCAGUGCAUUAUCUGAUGCUAAAUCCUCAAAUAGUGUAACUAGUCAGGAAGGUAACAAUGAAAGUGAAGCUAGUGAUUCUUGUGGUAACAGCUCUGGAUAUAAAUCAUCAGCCAGUUCUCAAGCUGGAUCUGAUGGGAAUUUGUCUGACAGUGAUACUGAAUACAGUAAUGAAACAAGUCAAGCUCGUCAGGGGUUCCCUGCUUCAUAUUCUAAUUGCGAGGUCAUAACUGGCAGCAAAACCAUGAGAACAUCAGCUUCAGGUGGUCAUUAUAAUAAUGCAGGUCACAUUCCAAAUCGAGAGUUUACUAGAAGCAGAGAAUCAUCUAAACCAUCAGCACCACAUGCUGGUCAGAGCUCAGGAGGAAAGCCACCUCGUGAUACCAGUAAUAGCAGUGUUUCAUCUACCCGCAGUGGAGGUGGUGGGGGUAGUGGUGCCCUAUAUUUCAAUCGCAACCAUUACAGCUCAAAUAGUAACUAUGGCAGUUAUAAUGGUAAUGUACCACAUUCACAGCAUGACCAGACAUGCUUCCCUUCGACCCAAACACACUAUAACACUAUGGUUCCAUCCACUUCUGUUUCUGCCAGAGACAGUCGUGAACAUUACAUCUACAGCAACGGAGCUUCUUCUCAGGCAACACCUGUCCAACACCAGCGCCCUCCACCUGGCCCUUACAAUGCCACACAUCAUAGUGGUAGCAACUCAAGAAUUGGUGGCAGCAAAGUGUUCAGGAAUGGUGGGAAACAGAAAAGAAAAGGCAAGAGAGACAACUCUCAAACCAGAGGCGGCAGCACUGCAAGGUGAUGAAUAGUCUGCUCUGACCACAGAGCUUAUAGUACAGUGAUAGGUUUGUUUAUACAAUCUUACAGGGUCAAAACAACUGCAUCAUAUUAAAGGAAACAGUGUCAUAGAAAUUAUGUUUUACGUUAAAAAUAGACUUAUAGUUGUCCAUUAGUAGUUUAUAGAGUACUACCAUGUGGGUGACUGAUCACAUUAACAUCAGUUAACUAUAACUAUCGAUUCAUUCUUUGUAUUUUGUUUUAUGACAAAAAAAAAAUUGGGGCAUGGAAUGGAUUUUAAAAAGUAUUUCUAUCGUAAAUUUUUUUUUUUAAGUAAUUUUGUUGAGAAUAUGAUUGCAUAAAUUGUGUGGUGGCUCAUUGAAGAAUCUGUUGAUACUAGGACUGGUGACUUACUGUUCAUUAUUGUUUGUUUGUUGAUUUAUUUUUUUUUUUAUCAAUUUCGAUAUCUACAAAAAAAAAAAAAGCUUUAUAUUUUUUAACUGAAGCUUUUAUUAAUCCAUCAAAUGUCAAGAAGCAAACAAAAAAACAACUGAUGUACAUGUAUUGUUCUUUUUUUUUUUUUUUAACUUGUUAGAAACUCUGUUAAAUACACCUCUGUACCUGUUCUUUAGAGGCAAAUAAUUCACCAGUUAUUCAUUUCACUUCAUUAACAAUAGUACAAAUAUUUCUGAUUCCACUUUUUCUGUUUAAAUUUUUUUUUUAAAUGGAACAAAAAAGUUCAUAAUUUUUUAAAAUUGUAAAAUAAUGUUGCUACUGUUCUAAAAAGACAAUUUCUUUUAAUAAUUUCAAUAGUAGCUAAGUAAUUAAAGACUUAAUAUUUUUGUAUGUAAUUUUAAACAUCAUUUUUACAAGCUAUUAUUCAUGAAUUAAAAAAUAAAAAAACUCCAUCAUAAAAUAUUCCAUCUUUUAAAAUGUUUCAGAUUUUUUUUUUAAUUAGUACACCAAACUUUUUUGUUGACAUAUUAUAUUUCAUCAUUUAAUUUGCUAUCUAGUAUGACUGAAAUUUUUGUCAUCAUUAGAAAUUGAAACAAAAAAGAAGAAAAAAAAAUAAAAUAUUCUAAUUAUAAACAGUGUUGUCUCCAACUUUUUAAAUAUUUUUUUUUUCAUAGUUCUGAAUAAACUAAAAUUGGUUUUGUUAAUUGAAAUACCUUUUAUGAGCCACUGGCUUUUGUUUCAUUCCUUUCAUAACUGCACUUAUAAAUCUUCUGUUAAUUUUAUUAUUGAAUGUUUUCACUUUGUUCUUUGUUGAUUGUGUUUUUCAUUUUAAAAAAAAAAAAACCUAAAUGCUUGUAAUAAUAUUAAUAGGUAGUGGGAGAUUUUAUUUCCACUUUUAAAAGAGUUCACAUUUCAGUAUUUCCAUUCAGUUAUUUCAUUUUUGAACAGUAUUUUAUAUAUUCUGUAAGACUAGUGUUAUUUCAUUUUUUCAUCUUACUAUAUUUUUCUGCUAAAAAGAUUUUAAAAAAAGGAUAUUUAAUUUAAAUUAUUUAUUAUCAUACAUAUAAAUGAUCUAUGUGUUUAUUAUGUCUGUAGAAUUUGUUUGUAAUCCCUCUACUGUGUGACAAUAAUGAACAGUACUAGCAGGAUAGUUUUUCAUUCCUUCUACUGAACCAAAAAACAAUAUUCUGAUAGAUCUAAGUUUUGGUUUAAAAAUGAAUUGCCUUGAAUGAAUUUGUAUGGUGGCAAUGAAUCAAGUACUACAGCAUUUUUUAAAAUUUUUUGUUGUUGUUGACCAUGUUUGUUUUUUUUAAUGGUGUGAUUAAUCAAUUCUACAUCUACAUAGGCAGUGACUUUUUUUUUUUUAGGCAUUCAUAUUUUUAAUGUUAAAAUCUCAAAUUUUGUUGAAUUGCUAAAGUUGGGGUGAAAUUUUUUUUCCUAGUAACUAUUUAGAUGUUAUAAAGGCAACUUUUUUUUUUGCUGUUAUAACUGUGCUGCUUUUAAAAGUGCAUACUCUUAAGUUAAAAAAUAUUUAUGACCAUUACAUUUUCGAAAAAGUAUUUACAAACAAAGAUAAAACAAGAGCUCAGUGAAUUGUUUGUGUAAUUUAGUUUUUUUUUUUUUUUGUUAUGAAGUACAUAGCUCCACUUGAAAAGUGUUGUUGUGAAUGUAACCAAUAGCCUACUUCCAUUGCCUUGCUUUCAACCUGAAUCCUUCCAAAACCAAAAUGAAGCUACCAGUCAAAUGUAUAUGUACUUUUCAUUGUGAGCUUGUUCCUUGGAUAGAAUAAUAUGCUAUGCAUUUUUGUUCAUGUAUAUAUUUAAUAAGGUAACUAUGAAACUUGAACUGUACAUAAUGUUGUAGAAGUAAACGUGCUUUUGUCCUUUUGUUGACUGAAUGAAAGAAAUGCUAAAAAAAAAAGCAAAAACAAAGUUAAGUGAUGCUACUUACUCCCUGUAAUUUAAAACUAGAAUUCUUGCCCUCUCACUCCCUUAGAAGACUAUAACAUUGUUUCAUUUUUUUUUUUUUUAAUAGUGAAUUCUGUCCAUAAUUUUUUUACUUCAAAAAAACAGUUUUGUGUAUGUGAACUUCAAAAUGAGAUUUUUAUAAAUAAGGGCAGUAAUGCUCCUAGAAUUUAUUAUUUUUUUUUUUGUUUUUUUUUUUUAAAUUUCUCUAGUGGCAUUAAAAAUUAGGGUAAUUUUUGUUUGUUGGACCAGAAGAAAUGUUUUACAAGCCAAACUUUUAAUGCCUUUGUUUUAGUGUUGUGGCUUAUUUUAAACUAUAUGUACAACAAAGACUUGGAGUACUCAGCUCUAAAACCUGUGUAGAAAGAAGGGCAAUUUUUUUUUCCCCAACUGUAUGCCACAUUUUAUAUUUAAUGCAAUUGUCUUUAAUGUUUUAUUGAGAAGGGGUUCCCCUCCUGUUUCCGUAAGAAAAGUUGACAUCAUGUUUCAUAUUUAUGUUAUGUAUUGAACUAAACUGUCUAUUGGCAUUGGUAAAAAUGUUAUUUAAUAUAUUGAUGCAAUUUGCAAUAUUACUUAACUACUAUAUUUAAAAAUAUUUAAAAAAAAGUAUUUUAGAAUGUGUGUGAAUGUGUGCAAUGAUGAUUAUUUUCAGUGAUUAACUACUGCAGAAAUAGUUUUAUAAUUUUUUUUUUGGUGGGGUUAGGUUUUCUGAUAUACUAUCCUAGUUGUAUUAUAUAUAUAUAUAUAUUCUGUCCAUAUCUUGAGUUAAUGAUUACUUCUCUUUAGUAUCCUAUAAUGUUGUCACAAAAAAAUGUGCUCUUCAGCUUUCUCCUUAUCACCACCAUCAUUAAGUUCAUAUUAUCUUGACAGCCAAUCGCAUAAACUAGAAAUGUUGGGGUUUAGAUUUUAAAGAAAGUGGUUUUUAAUUAAGGCUUGGAAAUAUUAAUUAUUUUUUUUUAAUUAUGAAUGUACAGUAAGGAUGAAGCAAAAAAAAAGUGAUACAUGUUCACUAAACUUAAUUUCAUGUUCCAUCAACACCAACAAAAAAAUGUUUAAAAACAAUAAAAAGGAAAAAAAAAAAGUUUAAAAGUUUAAAAAAAUACCCAAAAAAAAUAAGACAAAAAUAAAAAAAACUUAUAAAAACAAUA